Molecule: messenger RNA, 1605 nt
Organism: Theileria orientalis strain Shintoku
Lineage: Eukaryota; Apicomplexa; Aconoidasida; Piroplasmida; Theileriidae
Exons: 1
Coding region: 1-1605 (534 amino acids)
Molecular function (GO): calcium ion binding
Source: RefSeq, a predicted model, not a curated record
AUGGUCCCAGUAGGACUGAAGAUACUAUCUAAAUCGGUGGCGUUUGCUGCCCGUUUCUUCACUCCAUUAUUUUUGUUAUCCCUGUUCAUCGUAUCAAACGUGUUUAAUUUAAAUGAGCUGAAACUGUCAAAGAUAAUUUUUGACGGCUUCUGUAACAAUGAAAAUAUGGACGGACUGGGAAGAAUAGUCUGUCCAAUGGUCCCGAUGGAGGACCCGUUCUUUAAUAAUACUCACUUAAACAAGCAAUAUAAUAUACCGUUGUUAAUAUCUACUACAAAAAUUAAGGAUGAUAUCGUCAUAAAUGCAGAUUCUUCUGCGCCUUCCUCAUUAUACCUAAUAAUGGAAGUGUGCAACUCCUACAAAACAAAUGUCAGUAAAUCGACACUUUUGGCCGACCUUUGUGUUUUAAUAAACGAUACAUUGAAGGAAACUAGAAACGAGUUUAAGUUUAACCAAAAUUUAAGUGGCGGUCACGAGGAGCUGGUGAAAUGGAAAAAUGUGGCUGCACUACUUCAGAGGCUGCCAAAUAACGGUAAAUUAUCACACAUUACGCUGCUAUCCAGUUUAAAUAAAAACAAAAUUCUUGAAAAGGUCAUCAACAGUGUUUUAAGUUUAAACGAGAGUGAGAACAAAGAAAAUUUAUCGGAAUCGCCAGAGUUGACGACUGACCUAUUGGUGACUAGCGACAUUCUUACAUUGGUAGGGGACCCAUUUAAACUGUUGUCUGGCGUUGCGUUCCCCGAACUGAUUUACAACAGUUUUGGGACUAUUCAUGAGUCGAUUUAUAGGCUGUUUCUGUCCUUUCCGGAGGCCUCUGCGGCUCUCCUACACAUGAGGAAUCUCGGGUUCGAAGGUCCCGAGUUCUCUUCGUUUGAGCCUAAAAUCGAUAGGUUUACUUAUCUCGCCAUUUUUUUAAGUUCAUUUCAGCUACUCUUGACUUAUUCUUUCGAGUUUGUGCCACUUUACUCCGGAAUUGUUAAGUCGGCCUAUAACAGAGACGUAACUCAUCAAAAAUACAAGUAUUCACACCUUUUGAGUGAAUUCACCGAUGAUUUAGAGUCCAAAACAUUUGUAGAAAACAUAAUGAUGAGUUUAAAUGCAUUUGCUAUAAAUUUAAACUUAAGGAACAAGCUUUUUAUGGCCGGCGAUAUUGGGUUUAAAUUCACCAAAAAACUGGUCGAAAUACUCGCUUUAAUGAACAUACCUAGCGAUAAUAUGUACAAUAAAGACAGACAGGCCUUAAUUUCAUUGAAACUUAAUGAAGGUUUAACGUACUUGGGCAAGUUCAUAUCGUUCGACCACGACAGCGACGGAUUUAUAUCAUUUGAGGAGUUUACCAAGGCCUCAAUAGAUUUAAACAGCUUCGUUGAUGAUGUGAUGAGCGUCUUCAACAGCAAGGAGGAGCAGAAGGGGGACCAAGAAGGCUUACAGGCCGACGAUGAUGGGCUGCAGUUCGUGAACAUGCUGAAAUCGCAGAAUUCACUCUACGAUAAAAUCAUAGACGAGUUUAUAAUAUCGGACAUCGAUCGAAACGACAAUUUAAGCGUGGAAGAAUUCAUUGAGCUGACGUUGUCCACAAGCAUUGCGGAAAAUAUACACACAUAG